AUAGUAGUAGAUCUGGUUCAGAAAUUUUAGUAAAUAUAUUUCGGACAUUGUUACCCGUCCUUUGGCCUUCGGGGCAAAAUCAAAUCCUUUUCGGUGCCUUUUGCUUCGAGUCUGUGUGGAGACCGGAGCAAACCUCAUUCUGGAGGCGAAAGAUAUCCAUUAAGAUGCGCGUCCCUUCCUCUGCUUCUCUCUUUCCCCUGAUGGACCGCGGAGAGGAGAAAUUCAAAGGCGCCACCGCCACCUCCAUGGAAACCGUAACGGCGAUCACCACCGGCCUUCUCUCCUCCAAAAUCGCCACCCCCUCCGUCGCCCUGCCGCCGCCCUCCCCCCUCCUCUUCCUCCCUGGCGGUCGCUUCCUCCACCUCCUCCGCCGCUUCCUCCUCCUCUCCCUCCACGUACUCCUCUCCCUCCUCCUUCUCCCCCUCUCCCCCGCCGUCUCCCACCUAUAUUCCUCCUCCCCCGCCGCCGACGCCGCCACAGAAGGCACGAGCGCCCCCGCCCGCGCCCUCGCUCACGUCCUCUCCCUCGUCGCCCGCGUCCCCGUCGCCUCCCGCAAGUACGAUCUUGUCCGCUCCCUCGCCGAGCGGUUCCUCGACGACAACCUCCGCCUCGGCGCCGGCGCCGGCCUCGACGAGCUCAACCACGACGCCCUCUCCGCCGCCUUCCGCCGCACCCUCCGUCUCCUCGAGGCCGCCACUGCCGCCGCAGUCUCCGCAGCAUCCCCAGCGGAUCGGUCGCUGGACGUGAUAUUCGGGGCGGUCAAGUCCGGGAUGAGGCGGUUUGCCGAGGCAGCGUCGGUGCCGGAGGAGUGGGAGGUGGCGGGCGUCGGCAGGGCCGGGUCGGCGGAGAAGCUGGCGGCAGAGUCGCUGUGGCUGGCUCAGAAGAUGGCGCAGAGCGGGGCGGCAGCGGAGGCAGUGGCGCGGUGGGGGGCAGCGGCGAGGCUCGGCCGCCUCGCACUCUCCGCCGAGCCCCGGCUUCAGGUGGCCUUCGUCCGCGUCUCCGCAUUCUUAUUCAAGCAUGCCAAGUCUAAAGAAAUGGAAGAAUGGAAAGGAGAAGACGAAGAUGGAUCCGUAGCCAACUGUCAGAUGGCGAUGUUGACUUCAUGGCUGCCAUUGCUCUGCCACGCCAGCAAUGGCACAGACACUCCCAUAAUGAGCAGCGGGGAAAGAGCGGAGAUGGUGAUGGUGCUGGAGGAGAUGAUCAAGAAGUUAGGCUGGGAACAGCAGGAGGAAGUCAUGGCACUCUGGCUCCAUCACUUCAUGUCCUGCCCCGACUCCGACUGGCCAAAUCUGGAGUCAUGUUACAUCCGGUGGUACUCAGAAUCUAGGAAGCUUCUCCUGAAAUGAUGGAUAUUAUAUUAUUUUAUGUUCCAAUAGGACACACACAUUUUUUUCUCAUGGAGUCACUCCAGGAUUUCAAACUCACCCAUCUAUAUGGGAUGAUGGAGUUUAGCUUCUGUUAGAUGCCUCAAUAUUCCAGAAGCAUACUGCUCUACAAUCACAUAUACCAUUUAUUAUAUAAUGUAACAAAACCAUUUCUAUUUUUUAUGGGUCAAGUAGAUUUUUAUUCAUCUAGAGACUUAUUCGUUCUGGUGAGAUGACACCAAAAAACACCUGCUUAGCUGAACAUUUUUACAAAGACCUUUUCACUACUGUAUUUGAUCUGGGAUUCUGGAUACCG
Messenger RNA from Phoenix dactylifera (date palm), 1680 nucleotides. RefSeq lists its product as uncharacterized. Lineage: Eukaryota; Viridiplantae; Streptophyta; Magnoliopsida; Arecales; Arecaceae. The record is from RefSeq and is a predicted model, not a curated record.